Molecule: messenger RNA, 1838 nt
Organism: Beta vulgaris subsp. vulgaris (sugar beet)
Lineage: Eukaryota; Viridiplantae; Streptophyta; Magnoliopsida; Caryophyllales; Amaranthaceae
Product: probable aldo-keto reductase 2
Exons: 8
Coding region: 16-1635 (539 amino acids)
Cellular component (GO): cytoplasm
Source: RefSeq, a predicted model, not a curated record
AGAAAACAGAAAAAAAUGGCAGGUGGUGUUAGGAGGAUUAAACUGGGUUCUCAAGGUCUUGAAGUUUCUGCUCAAGGUCUAGGAUGCAUGGGAAUGUCUGCAUUUUAUGGACCUCCUAAACCAGAGGAAGACAUGAUUAAAGUUAUCCGCCAUGCUAUCAGUUCCGGAAUCACCUUCUUCGAUACCUCUGAUGCGUAUGGACCUCAUACCAACGAGAUUCUUCUUGGCAAGGCACUUAAAGGGGGAUGGAGAGAAAAAGUGGAAUUGGCUACCAAAUUUGGCAUCAACAACCAUAUUGUAGAUACAAAUUUGGUAGUUCGGGGUGAUCCUGCAUAUGUUAGGGCAGCCUGUGAAGAAAGCUUGAAGCGCCUUGAUGUCCAUUGUAUCGACCUUUAUUAUCAGCAUCGUGUUGAUACCAAUGUUCCCAUUGAAGUCACGAUGGGAGAACUCAAGAAGCUGGUUGAAGAGGGUAAAAUUAAGUACAUUGGUCUCUCUGAAGCAUCUGCAUCGACUAUCAGACGAGCGCAUGCAGUUCAUCCAAUAACAGCUAUUCAGUUGGAAUGGUCCUUGUGGACUAGAGAUGUAGAGGAAAUUAUAGUCCCUACUUGCAGGGAACUCGGGAUUGGAAUUGUAACAUACAGUCCUCUAGGAAGGGGAUUUCUUUCUUCAGGGCCAAAAUUGGUGGAAAAUCUUACUAAGGAAGACUCUCGACGAGUGUUCUUUCCAAGAUUCAAGGCAGAGAAUAUUGAGCAUAACGCACACAUCUUCGAGCGUGUGGCUGAUAUUGCAACCAAAAAAGGAUGUACACCAGCACAAUUAGCACUUGCUUGGGUUCAUCACCAAGGAGAUGAUGUGUGUCCCAUCCCCGGAACCACCAAGAUCGAGAACCUCGAUCAGAACAUCGGCGCGUUGUCUGUGGAGCUGACGCCUGAGGAUAUGACAGAGCUUGAAUCACUUGCAUCUGAAGACAGUGUUAAAGGUGAUCGGUAUGUAGCUGAAGUCGCUACUUGGAAGACCUUAGAUACUCCACCUUUGUCCUCAUGGAAAGAGGGGAAAAUCAAGUACAUUGGUCUAUCUGAAGCAUCAGCGUCAACCAUCAGAAGAGCACAUGCAGUCCACCCCAUAACAGCAGUCCAACUAGAAUGGUCUUUGUGGACAAGAGAUGUGGAGGAAGACAUCAUUCCUACCUGCAGGGAACUCGGUAUUGGAAUUGUGGCAUACAGUCCUCUGGGAAGGGGUUUUCUCUCUUCAGGGCCCAAGAUGACUGAGAACUUUGUGAAGGAGGACUUCCGGCAGCACUUGCCAAGGUUCAAGCCGGAAAAUCUUGAGCAUAACAAGCUCAUAUUCGAGCAGGUCAGUGCAAUAGCUACCCGGAAAGGAUGCACCCCAGCCCAAUUAGCGCUUGCUUGGGUCCAUCACCAAGGAGAUGAUGUGUGCCCCAUCCCUGGAACCACUAAGAUCGAGAACCUCAACCAGAACAUCGGAGCCUUGUCUGUAAAGCUAACUCCAGAAGAAAUGGCCGAGUUAGAAUCUCUUGCGUCUGAAGACAGUGUCAAGGGUGAUCGCUAUGGAGGUCUUUCAUCUACAUGGAAGAAUUCAGAAACCCCACCUUUAUCCUCAUGGAAACCUGAAUGAAGAUGGUGAAUCCUAUUUUCUUCUUGUUCGUGUCAUGUUUUUCUCACUGACUACUGUAUAAGAGUUGUUUCUGUCAUAAACAUCAAUACGUUUCCUUUUUUUUUUCUUUUCUUUUUUCUACCAGUUAUGUGAGCCUUUUGGUUUCUACUUAAAGUUGUAUCAAUAUAUUUUACCUCAAUAAAGAUGAGUAAAUCUUCAUGAAA